AUGGAAAAGAGAAAUAAUGUCACUAUGUUCAUUCUCCUGGGACUUUCCCAAAACAAAAAUACUGAAAUCUUCUGCUUUGUAUUAUUUUUAUUUUGCUACAUCGCUAUUUGGCUGGGAAACUUGCUCAUCAUAAUUUCUAUCACGUGCAGUCAGCUACUUGACCAGCCCAUGUACUUCUUCUUGAAUUAUCUCUCACUCUCAGAUCUUUGCUACACGUCCACAGUGACACCCUGUUCACUGAUGACUGACCUACUGGCAGAAAUUAAGACCAUUUCCUAUAAUAGCUGCAUGAUGCAGCUUUUUACCACUCAUUUCUUUGGUGGCGUGGAGAUCUUUAUCCUCACAGGAAUGGCCUAUGACCGCUAUGUGGCCAUCUAUAAACCCCUGCAUUAUACCAUCAUUAUGAGUAGACAGAAGUGCAACACCAUCAUCCUGGUGUGCUGUACUGGGGGAUUUGUACACUCUGCCAGUCAGUUGCUUCUCACCAUCUUCUUACCAUUCUGUGGCCCCAAUGAGAUAGAUCACUACUUCUGUGACGUGUAUCCUUUGCUCAAAUUGGCUUGUUCCAAUACGCACACCAUAGGUCUCUUAGUCAUCGCUAACUCAGGUCUGAUUGCAUUGGUGACCUUCAUCAUCUUGAUGCUGUCUUACUUUUUUAUUCUGUACACUAUCAGGGGAUAUUCUGUGGAGAGUCGCAAUAAAGCUCUUUCCACUUGCAGUUCUCACGUCAUGGUGGUAGUUCUAUUUUUCGCUCCAGCUUUAUUCAUCUACAUCAGACCAGCCACCACUUUUCCAGAAGAUAAGGUGUUUGCUCUUUUUUAUACCAUCAUCGCCCCCAUGUUCAACCCUCUGAUCUACACACUGAGAAACACAGAGAUGAAGAAUGCCAUGAGGAAAGUGUGGUGUAAUCAUGCACUUUUGGAUGGAAAGUAA
Erinaceus europaeus (western European hedgehog) is the source of this 933-nucleotide messenger RNA. RefSeq names its product olfactory receptor 4P4-like. Gene Ontology annotation, biological process: G protein-coupled receptor signaling pathway. The record is from RefSeq and is a predicted model, not a curated record. Gene Ontology annotation, molecular function: G protein-coupled receptor activity; olfactory receptor activity. Lineage: Eukaryota; Metazoa; Chordata; Mammalia; Eulipotyphla; Erinaceidae. Gene Ontology annotation, cellular component: membrane.